UUUUUUUUUUUUUUUAUCUCGUCAAUUUUCUUAUCAUGUCUCCUUCAACAGCGACUGAGACUUCGCCACUAUUACAGAAAUUCAAUACACCGGACGAUCAGGUCACCAUUUUGGAUGAUGAUAUUAAUGGAAAUAUCUCCGUUAUUACAACCGAAUGUUCUUCGUUGAAGGAUGAUGAUACCGAGGCGGCUUUGUUAAAAAGAAGAUUGAAUGGCUCGCCUUUGAUGGUUCUUUUGAUUGGUUUAUGGGUUGGUGUUGGAUUAUCAUCUCUUGAUGCCUCAAUUGUUGCCACCAUCUUUCCCCAAAUCGGCACUGAGUUUAAAAGAUCCAAUGAGAUUAUCUGGAUCGCUACUUCUUAUAUGCUCAGUUAUACUGCCCUUCAACCUUUAUAUGGACGUAUUUCUGAUGCAUUUGGUAGAAAAACUGCAUAUUUAGGAGCAACUAUUAUUUUCUUUGUUGGUUCAGCUUUGUGUGGUGCAUCCAACAGUUUAUGGACGUUGGUUAUUUCAAGAGCAAUUGCAGGUAUUGGUGGCGGAGGUAUGAACACUAUGUCAGCUGUUAUCACAAGUGAUUUUGUCUCAUUGCGUCAAAGAGGAAAAUUCCAGGGGUAUGCAAAUAUUGCAUACGGCCUUGGUUCUGUAAUCGGUGCUCCCUUGGGUGGUAUCAUUACUGACAGUAUUGGAUGGCGUUUCUGUUUUUACAUCAACUUACCUCUUUUGCUCGUUUCGCUUUACGUCGCAUUUUUCAUCAUCACCAACUACAACUUAGAAGAACAAGAGGUACAAACAACUACACUUGAAAGAUUUAAGCAAAUCGAUUACUUGGGUUCCGCCACUGUAGUUUCCUCUGUAAUUUGUUUCUUGUUGGCUACAUCAAUGGGCGGUAACUCUCAUGAAUGGAGUGAUCCUUUGAUCAGUGGAUUACUCGUUUCUUCUGUCAUAUUGGCCGUGGUGUUCUGCUAUGUCGAGGCAAAUAUUGCUCUUAACCCUUUAAUGCCUUGGGACAUCAUCUCGAGUCGUACCCCUUUCGCUUGUUCUUUGACCAAUUUCUUUAUUGUCAUGUGCUCUUUUGCUCUUACAUAUACCACACCUAUCUAUUUCCAAGGUGUUCUGGGCUAUAGCUCAUCUCAAUCCGGUUUGUUUUUCUUACCAAAGGUCUUUGCUAUGUCUGUUGGUUCUCUUGCUGCUGGAUUCUGGAUGGCUAGAACUGGUGAAUAUACCAAGUUCAUGACAGUCUCUAGUUUGAUUGCGUUGGCUUCUAUGAUCGGAACAAGUUUGUGGACUACCGAUACCUCGUUUACGUUCUUGAUUAUCUGUCUUGUGCUUGAUGGUUAUUCUGCUGGUUCAAUUAUUACCACCGCUCUUGUCUCCAUGCUUUCCUGUGUCGGUAGCUCAGAAAUGGCGACCAUUACUUCAAUUUCAUAUCUCUUCCGCUCUGCAGGUGGUGUUAUUGGUAUUUCUGCCACAUCUGCUAUCUUCCAAGGUGUCGUAAAGAAAGUUUUGACAGAGAGGAUUACAGGCCCUGAUGCCGAAAGUAUUAUCGAAAUUGCGCGUAAAUCGAUGACAGAAGUCCGAACUCUUCUUCCUCCCGAUGCACUCGCUAUUGUGCUUGAGACCUAUGAAAUCGCUGUUCGUUAUUCUUUCUACUAUUGUAUCUUCAUUGCUACACUUUGUGUCUGUUCCACUUUGUUCAUCCAACAAUUUAACUUGCACACUAAAGUCAAGUAAACUUUUUGUUGCUUGCAAAAAUUAUUCAGCUGGACUCUUUAAUAAAUACUCCCUUGUGUACAUUAAUUACCUUUAAACAAUAAAAUAUGAAUACGAACUCUUGAAUCGACUGAUUGUAGCU
Molecule: messenger RNA, 1848 nt
Organism: Mucor mucedo
Lineage: Eukaryota; Fungi; Mucoromycota; Mucoromycetes; Mucorales; Mucoraceae
Product: major facilitator superfamily domain-containing protein
Exons: 7
Coding region: 36-1727 (563 amino acids)
Biological process (GO): basic amino acid transport; transmembrane transport
Cellular component (GO): fungal-type vacuole membrane
Molecular function (GO): basic amino acid transmembrane transporter activity
Source: RefSeq, a predicted model, not a curated record